Caenorhabditis briggsae is the source of this 630-nucleotide messenger RNA. The transcript is spliced from 6 exons. The coding region runs from base 1 to 630 and encodes 209 amino acids. Gene Ontology annotation, molecular function: phosphatidic acid transfer activity. Gene Ontology annotation, biological process: phospholipid transport. NCBI's taxonomy places the organism in Eukaryota, Metazoa, Nematoda, Chromadorea, Rhabditida, Rhabditidae. Gene Ontology annotation, cellular component: mitochondrial intermembrane space. The record is from RefSeq and is a predicted model, not a curated record.
AUGCGAAUCUGGUCGAGUGAGCACACUUUUGAUCACGAAUGGGAGACAGUGGCGAUGGCUGCCUUCAAAAAGUACCCCAACCCGUUGAAUCGUGCCGUCACGGGCAUUGAUGUGGUGAAACAGACACUGGAAGCCGGCAAAAUAUUAACAGAACGAAUCAUUCAAUCACAUUUCAGUAUUCCCAGUUGGGCGACGAAGCUGACUGGCUUCUCUGGCACCCAAUAUUCACACGAGUACACUGUCAUCGAUCCACACAGGAAGGAAUUCUCGCUGACGACCAGAAACCUGACAUAUAAACCCGACCAAGAGGACCCAAAUAAGACAGUUUUGAAGCAGGACGUCAUUGUGACAAUCACUCUGCCGGCAUUCGCGGACUACUGUGAAAAGACGUUUUUGAGCAUUUAUUCACAGAAUGCUAGUAAGGGUCGUCAAGGUGUCGAAUGGGUGAUUGACAAUUUGAAGAAGGAAUACGAGGAGAUUUCGAAGAAGGUCUCCUCAGAAGUACACGAAAUGUCGGAAAAAAUGCGCCAUUGGAGUAUCCCAUCGACGUCUUCUGGUCCGUCGUGCACAUCUUCUGCUUCAACGUCUUCUGGUGGACCAACGACAUCGUCGUCGUCAAAAUCUCAAUAG